Messenger RNA from Paracoccidioides brasiliensis Pb18, 774 nucleotides. RefSeq lists its product as uncharacterized. The record is from RefSeq and is a predicted model, not a curated record. The transcript is spliced from 2 exons. Gene Ontology annotation, molecular function: RNA binding; RNA endonuclease activity; sequence-specific DNA binding. Bases 1 to 774 code for a protein of 257 amino acids. Gene Ontology annotation, cellular component: cytoplasm; nucleus.
AUGGCAUUUGAAAGAGCCAAUGUGAACACAGACACAGCUGCCAUCCAGAGGAUAUUUGGAGCCUUCCGCAGCGAGCUCGACGAACAUCAUGACCGUCGGGAGCGUGUUAUCAAAGCCUCUAGGGAUAUUACAGCCUUAAGCAAAAAGAUAAUAUUCUCCUUGCAUAGAGUUCGCUCUCUCAACAAACCUCUGCCCAAGAACGUCUCCAAAGACAACCACGACCGCUUUGCACUAAUAAAAAAGCUCUUUACCUCUAUCCUCCCCGACCUUGCUGGUAUUAAUGCUUACCGUUAUCAAUGGCAGACCAGCCCCGGUAUCCAAGAGUACAUUGAAGCAGUCACAUUCCAACACUACAUCGAGACCCAGCAACUGAUGUCCCAAAAAGACGUAAUUAGCUCACUUCCUCACGGUAUUCUGGUGACGGCGGCAGACUACAUCUUGGGUGUGUUUGACUUAACGGGGGAAAUGAUGCGUUUUGCCAUAACGAGCAUGGCCGCCGGAUCGAACGUUAACAUGUCAGUCGACGGACCUGGUGAGCAAAACCACGAGCUGGAUAAGUGUGUCGGUAGUAUAUUGAUACAUAUGCAACAAUUGCGGGUAAUGCUCGAAUCGAUAAAUGUGCCACUCGGAUAUAGCUUGAAUAGGGAUUUUUGGAAGAAACUGGAGUUGAUGCAGAACAGCGUGGAGAAAGUGGAGCGGGAGGCAUAUGGAUUGAUUGUACGGAGCAGUGAACGGUCCGGUGUGUUGAUGCCGGAUGUGUUUGGCGCCGACUGA